Messenger RNA from Daphnia pulex (common water flea), 2144 nucleotides. It is a transcript of the gene AMPKalpha, whose product is annotated as 5'-AMP-activated protein kinase catalytic subunit alpha-2-like. Gene Ontology annotation, molecular function: protein serine/threonine kinase activity; ATP binding. The transcript has 13 exons. The record is from RefSeq and is a predicted model, not a curated record. Gene Ontology annotation, biological process: intracellular signal transduction; protein phosphorylation. Gene Ontology annotation, cellular component: cytoplasm. NCBI's taxonomy places the organism in Eukaryota, Metazoa, Arthropoda, Branchiopoda, Diplostraca, Daphniidae. Bases 137 to 1813 code for a protein of 558 amino acids.
AUCGUUUUGUUGUGUACCAGUUAGCAGACACUCUUUUUUAGUACGCCGUAACAAAAGCACGCAUCGGGUACGUGACUACUUGUGCUACUAUUUGUAAACAUUUAAUUCGUGAAUCAUCGGCUAUAGGCUUAAUAUAAUGGCCGAACGCCCUACCGCUAUCGCCUCGGCGUUGCUUUCACAGGAAAAACCUCUUGUUAAAAUAGGACAUUAUGCAUUGGGGGAGACCUUGGGAGUUGGCACCUUUGGCAAAGUCAAAAUCGGUGAACACCAAUUGACUGGGCACAAAGUUGCCAUAAAAAUUCUUAAUCGACAGAAAAUCAAGAAUCUGGAUGUUGUCGGCAAGAUCAGGAGAGAGAUUCAAAACCUGAAACUCUUCCGUCAUCCCCACAUCAUCAAACUGUAUCAAGUAAUCAGCACUCCAACUGACAUAUUCAUGAUUAUGGAAUAUGUUUCAGGAGGAGAGUUGUUUGAUUACAUUGUCAAACAUGGAAAGUUGAAGGAGCACGAAGCCAGGCGUUUCUUUCAGCAGAUCAUUUCAGGAGUGGACUACUGCCAUCGUCACAUGGUCGUUCACAGGGAUUUGAAACCGGAAAAUCUGCUACUAGACUCGAAUCUCCAUGUGAAAAUCGCCGAUUUCGGUUUGAGCAAUAUGAUGAUGGAUGGUGAAUUUUUACGCACAAGUUGUGGUUCCCCGAAUUACGCAGCACCCGAAGUCAUCUCGGGCAAACUUUAUGCUGGCCCAGAAGUGGAUGUCUGGUCUUGUGGUGUCAUCCUUUACGCUCUACUUUGUGGCACAUUGCCAUUUGACGACGAGCAUGUCCCGACACUCUUCCGGAAAAUUAAAUCUGGAGUAUUUCCUAUACCAGAUUAUCUCAACAAAUCAGUGGUCAAUCUGCUUUGCCACAUGCUUCAGGUCGACCCUAUGAAGAGAGCGACGAUCGACGACGUCAAAAAACACGAUUGGUUUGCCAAGGAAUGUCCCGCCUAUUUGUUUCCUUCCCCGGUUGAACAGGAUACCUCUGUUAUCGACACUGAUGCCGUCUCUGAAGUUUGCGAGAAAUUUGGAGUUCGCGAACAAGAAGUGCACAGCGCUCUUUUGAGCGGAGACCCUCACGAUCAAUUGGCCAUUGCUUACCAUCUCAUUGUGGAUAAUAAGCGCAUCGCCGACGAGGCCGCCAAGGCUGAACUACGAGAUUUUUACAUCGCCGGUAGUCCUCCGCCAGCGGCUUUCAGUCCGGGCGACUCGAGCCCAACGCCAGGCAUAAAACCUCAUCCGGAGCGCAUCGCACCUGCGUUCCGCGAGCGGGCAGCCAGUGCCGGCGAACGCACUGCACCCAAUAAAACGCCGAUAAAACGCGCCAAAUGGCACUUGGGUAAUAGAGACACGCUUCCAAGAUUCUUGUUUGUGUGUUUUUCCACGAAUGUGUCGCCUCCCCUCUAUUCAUUUGAGACCCUUUUUUUCUCUCUUUUGAUCGCAGGCAUCCGAUCGCAAAGUAAGCCCCACGACAUCAUGUACGAGGUUUACAGAGCCAUGAAAACGCUGGACUUUGAAUGGAAGAUGGUGAAUCCGUUUCACGUUCGAGUGCGCAGUAAGAACCCGGUGAAUGGACGUUACGCCAAAAUGUCGCUGCAGCUUUACCAGGUCGACUACAAGUCGUACCUCCUGGACUUUAAGAGUCUCAGCACGGAUGAAAACGAACAUGUUAGUUCCAAUCCGGAUGUUUCUCAAUCACAGUUCUCCAUUGGCGGAGGCCACCCGACGAUGGAGUUUUUCGAAAUGUGUGCAUCUUUGAUUACGCAACUGGCCCGUUGAUCAAUACGUCUUUCUAUUCUAGCGAAGAUUGUCCAUAUUCUUUUCAAUUUUCUUUUUUGUCUUUUACUUGUCCAGCUACUAACUGUUUCUAUUUCUCUCUCUUAAUAUUAUAAUCACGUUCGCUUUCCAUCGUAGAUUUAUCGUUAUAACUAGUCAACAAAUAAUAAUUACCCUGUUUGGAAAGAGGUCACGUUAAAGAAGACCUAUUCAUUCCCUUCCACACUACUACUAUAAUAAUGUCUCUUUUCUUCUUUUCUCCUGGUAAAUUGUAAAACAUUAGAAGUCGUCUGACGGUCAGGCGACAAUUGCAGUACAAAAAGAAAACUAACAA